This is a messenger RNA of Dreissena polymorpha, 516 nucleotides long. Its product is annotated as nestin-like. The transcript has a single exon. The record is from RefSeq and is a predicted model, not a curated record. NCBI's taxonomy places the organism in Eukaryota, Metazoa, Mollusca, Bivalvia, Myida, Dreissenidae. Bases 1 to 516 code for a protein of 171 amino acids.
AUGGUGGCUCUAAACGAACACCCACUUCUCGCGACGAAGGCUCUAAACGAACACCCACUUCUCGUGAUGAAGGCUAUAAACCAACAGCCACUUCUCGUGAUGAAGGCCCUAAACCAACAGCCACUUCUCGUGAUGGAGGCUCAAAACCAACAACCACUUCUCGUGAUGAAGGCUCUAAAUCAACACCCACUUCUCGUGAUGAAGGCUCUAAACCAACAGCCACUUCUCGUGAUGAAGGCUCUAACCAAACACCCACUUCUCGUGAUGAAGGUUCUAAACCAACAACCACUUCUCGCAAUGAAGGCUCUAAACCAACAACAACUUCUCGUGAUGCAGACUCUAAUCCAACAACCACUUCUCGUGAUAAAGACUCUAAACCAACAACCACUUCUCGUGAUGAAGGCUCUAAACCAACACCUACUUCUCGUAAUGAAGGCUCUAAAUCAACAGACACUUCUCGUGACGAAGGCCCUUAACCAACACCCACUUCUCGUGAUGAAGGCUUUUAACCAAUAA